GCUGGACUUUCGACGUUCCUAUCCGCUAGGAAUGGAGUGGGGCGAGAUCUUUAUCUCCUUACUAUCGACCUCUGAAAACAAAACGGAAAAGUAAGCGGAAUACUUGCUUGACAAGGUUCCCAGCGCGCUGUUGCUGGCACAGCAGUCUUUUCCCUCCUCGAGUGUACUCGGUCGUCGUGUUUGUCCUUGUUGAUAUUACUCCUUUGACCAGUGAAGAUACAUUGGCGCUGGCUUGUUUAAGCAGCACCCGGGUAGAGGGGUGAGCCACUGGAAGGUUGUGGCGACAGCGGAUGUAUGCAUGAUGAUGAGAGCAUGCUGAUGUGGCUCUGCAUUGCGUUGUGGGUGGUACCGAAGCUACGACCGGUCAUCGAAAUGCACAUUGGCUCAAUUGAUUACCUAGGUGCACUAAUUACGGAGUUUGGCCUAUCUGAUAAUGUAUCUCGAUUGUUGGUGGAAGCCUACAAGGAAGACACUAUCACGAUGGACAUCGUCCGCGAACUUGAGGUCCGAGACAAGGCCACAUCUGAUGAGUUUGUGGUGGUGGAUAGGUUACUCUUUCUUGAAAAGGUUGGGUUCAAAAGAUUAGUAGUUCCAUCUAGGGAGAUUUUGCGUAGUUUAUUUUUAGGCGAGAGCCACGACGCAACGAGACAUUUUGGCUAUAAAAAGACUAGUGCUAACUUAGUACAACGAUUCUGGUGGCCUAACAUGCUGGACGAUCCAAAGAAGUAUGUACAAACUUGUCAGGUCUGUCAGCGGGACAAGCCGCGAACUCAAGCUCUGCUUGGGUUGUUAAAGCCUCUACCCAUUCCUGCUGGUCCGAGAGAGAGUGUUUCCAUGGACUUCAUGGAUACCCUCGUGACCAGCAAGAGUGGCAAGAGGCAUAUCUUCGUCAUAGUUGAUAGGUUUACUAAGUACGCUAGACUCGUUGCCAUGCUGAAGAUAGCCAGGACUAAGCACGUCAUCAAGUUAUUCAUGGAUAACUGGGUGCGUGACUUUGGACUGCCAAGGACUAUUGUUAGUGAUAAAGAUGUCGGCUUCACCAGUGAGAUGUGGAAGAAGGUUGCAGAACAGAUGGGCAGCCAACUCCAGAUGACUUCAGGGAAUCAUCCUGAAGUCAACGGGCAGGCUGAACAAAUGAACCAAGUGGUGCAGCAUCUGCAGAGGCACUAUAUAAAGCCCAGCCAAGAUGAUUGGGGUGAGAAAUUGCCUCUCAUCGCCAAUCUGUACAACACUGUUAUACCCAGCACCACCGAUGUCACUCCUAAUCAGCUGCACUUGGGGUGGAAGCCUAGAUCUGCUCUAGACUUCCUCCUGCCUGAGAACCAACCUGCUGCAACCCCUGGAACCAUUGAAUUUAGUGUCCAGUAUAAGAAGUUGCUGCAGCAGGCUGUCAAACAUAUAAAGAAAUCUCAGGAAGCUAUGAUUGCUUAUGAGAACAAGUAUCGUCGACAGUCCACCUUUCAGGUAGAGGAACAUGUUUGGGUUAAGGCUAGUGAGUUGGGACAGGAGUUAGGCAUCUCUAGAAAACUAAUGCCCCAGUAUUUCGGUCCCUGGGAAGUCUUAGAUAUUGUGGGUAGUGAAGAGGAUGGUCCCUCGUACGUGAUUCAUAUCCCUGGUCACCUACGCACUUACCCUGUGUUUCACGCCUCAAAGCUUGCACCUUUCGCCGAGACACAGCAGUUCCCAUCAAGGACAUCUAUGUUGCCCCCAACCAUGGAUGGCCACGUGGACGCUGACGACAUCUUGCAACACAGAGACAUGCCUGUUCCCAAGCCAGCUGGCAAGGGAAGACCGCCUAAACCUAUCAGAGAGUACAGAGUCCGGUUCAGGCAUUAUACGGAUCCAAAGGAAGAUCGUUGGUUCAAAAGGGAGGAACUUGUCAAGACAGCUCCUCAGAUCGUGGCUGAGUACGAACGUACAUUGAAGGGGAAGGCACCUGCAUAAGCAACAUCUCAGCUGUAACGAGCGUGAGGCUGAGGGCUGGUGUGUCCGAAGGAGUCGGAAGCAGAAUCUCAUGUAGGAACAAAGUGUCCAAGUGUCU
Messenger RNA from Chara braunii, 2041 nucleotides. NCBI's taxonomy places the organism in Eukaryota, Viridiplantae, Streptophyta, Charophyceae, Charales, Characeae. The record is from the annotation of a GenBank genome assembly.